AUGCUGCUUCGUAAAGUAAGCCAGUCCUCCGCACUGUGCGGCUCCAUUCUGCGGAUCCCUGCCGGGCUGUCCAGAGGUCAGCGUCAUGCCGGGGCCGUCGUUGCUGUACAGAACCCCCGUCUCUACGCGAGCCAAGCCGCGGAGGCGGUGCUGGAGAAGACGGCCGCAGUCGGCAGUAACACUGCUGCUAAAGUGGAAAAGACAAUUUCUACCGAAUCCAAAUCGUAUGCUGUCAACAUUUUCAAGGGGCAGAUCGAGACUGCCCAGGUUUUCCCUUAUCCCUCAGCCCUGAAUGAAGAGCAGGAGCAGUUCCUCCGGGAGCUUGUUGGGCCCGUCGACAAAUUCUUUUUGGAAGUGAACGAUGCCGCCAAGAACGACGCCUUGGAGAAGGUCGAGGACGACACCAUGCAGGGCCUGAAGGAGAUGGGCGCCUUUGGCCUGCAGGUGCCCUCUGACCUGGGCGGCCUCGGCCUCUCAAACACGCAGUACGCACGGCUGGUCGAGAUCGUCGGCACCUACGACCUCGGCGUCGGCAUCACCCUGGGAGCCCACCAGUCCAUCGGCUUCAAGGGCAUUCUGCUCUUUGGGAAUCCGGCCCAGAAGGAGAAGUACCUCCCCAAGCUCGCCACUGCCGAGACUAUCGCAGCCUUCUGCCUCACCGAACCGGCCAGCGGCUCAGACGCCGCCUCCAUCAAGACCACAGCUGUUCAGUCGUCGUGCGGCAAGUUCUUCACUCUCAACGGGAGCAAGAUCUGGAUCAGCAACGGCGGUCUGGCUGAGAUCUUCACGGUGUUCGCCAAGACACCCAUGAAGGACCCCAAGACGGGGGAGAUGAAGGACAAGAUCUCUGCCUUCGUGGUGGAGAGGAGCUUCGGAGGAGUGACGAGCGGCCCCCCAGAGAAGAAAAUGGGCAUCAAGGCGUCGAACACCGCCGAGGUCUACUUUGACAACGUCCGCGUGCCUGCUGACUGCCUGCUGGGCGAAUUGGGCGAAGGCUUCAAGGUGGCCAUGAACAUCCUGAAUAACGGGCGCUUCGGCAUGGCCGCCGCCCUCUCCGGCACCAUGAAGGGAGUCAUCAACAAAGCUGUGGACCACGCAGCCAACAGAACCCAGUUCGGAAACAAGAUCCACAACUACGGCGUCAUCCAGGAGAAGGUGGCUCGCAUGGCCAUGCUGCAGUACGUCACCGAGUCGAUGGCGUACAUGAUCAGCGGCAACAUGGACAGCGGAGCCAAGGAAUUCCAGAUCGAGGCGGCCAUCAGCAAGAUCUUUGCCUCUGAGGCUGCGUGGACUGUGACUGACGAGUGCGUUCAGGUUAUGGGCGGCAUGGGUUACAUGAAGGACACCGGCCUGGAGAGAGUGAUGAGGGAUCUGAGGAUUUUCCGAAUCUUCGAGGGCACCAACGACAUCCUGAGGCUCUUCGUGGCCCUCAACGGCUUCCAGAACGCUGGUAACCAGUUGAAGAGCUUGCAGAAGGCCCUGAAGAACCCCAUCGGCAACGCCGGGAUGCUUGCUGGAGAAAUCGCCAAAAGAGCCAAACGAAAGGCCGGUCUGAGCACGGGUCUGACUCUGCAGGGAACCGUCCACCCCGAGCUGGCUCAGAGCGGAGAACUGACCGCUAAGGCCAUCGAACAGUUUGGAGGUGUCACAGAGGAGCUGCUGCUCAAACACGGGAAGAAGAUCAUUGAUGAACAAUUUGUCCUGAGCAGAGUGGCAGACUGUGCCAUCGACCUCUACGCCAUGGUGGUGGUCCUGUCCAGGGCUUCACGCGCUCUGAGUGAGGGCAGCGCCUCGGCUCAGCAUGAGAAGAUGCUGUGUGAGACCUGGUGUGUGGAGGCCCACGAGAGGAUCCUGAGAGACAUCAAGUCGCUGCGCUCCAGUCAGUCCCGACAGCUCUACAAGAACAUGCGGGCCAUCUCUGCCGCCGUGGUGGAGAACGGUGGAGUGGUGGCUCCUCCCGCUCUGGGUUUCUAGCCUCGCCCCGUGUACCUCUUGUUUCCCUCUCUUCACUCUUCUGCAUCUCUGGCCGAGUUCAGGGUCCCGCACGCCAAGUUGUCUCAGUCGCCAUAAUCUCUUUCGUCCUCGUGCCGGAAAUCGCAGCUUCCGUCGUCUCCACUCGGGAUUGAUUUUUGGCGUCUUCGCAAACCAGUUUCUCUCUCUAACUUCCAUCAGUUUAAUGGCGAGACUUGUGAAUGAAUCGAUACGACGGAAAGUACUGUAUUUUCACAAAUGAGCCCCGCACGUGAAACAGCUGCUGACUGAAUGUAUCCAGUGUGUGUGUGGAGCUUUUAACCGCUGCGUCGACUUUGAAUCUCUGCCUUUGUUUUAACGGUUUAGUGGUUUCAUCGUUCAGUCCGUUGACCGGUUAAGUUAUGGUGUUAUUUGUCUGUUUAAUAGGAAACUAAAACCGUUGAUGCAACUUAGAGAUAAAGAGGCCAGUUAACAGAGGAUCUAAUCUAGGUUUUUAGCUAUUCACUAACCGGUAUUUAAAAAGACUGGCUUGUGUUCAAAUGUAUAUAACGUCUGGGUGUUAUUGUACUUUAGGCCUUUCUGCAGGUCAAUGGAGCUCACUCAGCGCUCGUUAAUGUCACAAGCAAAACCUUUUGCCUUCAGAAGCCGGUGUGCAGACGUCAGUUUACCAGAUCAAAAGAAAACUGGGCAUCAUUAACUAAUGAUAGAGUAACAGUCUGCAUAUCUGGUCCUUUUUAAGUAAUGUGUUGUACAAUAAAUGCACCCGCUGGUGUUCUGAUCUGUCAAAGCAACCUUAAGAUCUGCGCAUUCUCGCCUCGCACGGUGAUCGAAUGCCUCUCGUGUUAUCUGGUUGCUAUGUUUGGAGUCAAUGUCUGCGCAGAUCUAUUUUGAACUUUUUGGUUUGCGGCACACCUACGGGUCGGGACUAAUAAAAAUCGUGUGCAUUAA
Gasterosteus aculeatus aculeatus (three-spined stickleback) is the source of this 2919-nucleotide messenger RNA. The record is from RefSeq and is a predicted model, not a curated record. Lineage: Eukaryota; Metazoa; Chordata; Actinopteri; Perciformes; Gasterosteidae.